Jaculus jaculus (lesser Egyptian jerboa) is the source of this 2210-nucleotide messenger RNA. RefSeq names its product solute carrier family 27 member 5 (gene Slc27a5). The transcript is spliced from 10 exons. Gene Ontology annotation, molecular function: long-chain fatty acid-CoA ligase activity; long-chain fatty acid transmembrane transporter activity; fatty acid transmembrane transporter activity. Gene Ontology annotation, cellular component: endoplasmic reticulum; endoplasmic reticulum membrane. The record is from RefSeq and is a predicted model, not a curated record. Lineage: Eukaryota; Metazoa; Chordata; Mammalia; Rodentia; Dipodidae. Bases 1 to 2070 code for a protein of 689 amino acids. Gene Ontology annotation, biological process: very long-chain fatty acid metabolic process; bile acid biosynthetic process; ketone body biosynthetic process.
AUGGGUAUCAGGCGGCAGCUGAUCUUGCUACCAUUGCUGCUUCUGCUGGUGGGCCUGGGACAGCCCUGGUGGCCAGCUCCUGUGGUCCUGGCCCUGCGUUGGCUCCUGGGAGACACUGCAUGCUUCGUGUUGCUUGGCCUGGCGGUGCUGGCAUGGCCCUGGAUCAGUUCAUGGAUGCCCCACUGGCUGAGCCUGGGAGCUGCCGCCCUCACAUUCAUCCUGUUACCCUCACAGCCACCUCCAGGACUAAGGUGGCUACACAAAGACUUGGCCUUCUUCAUUAAGAUCAUCCACGUGGGCCUAAGCAUCAGAAAACGCUUGAGCCUGCAGCCUCCUGACACUUUUGUGGAUUCCUUUGAGCGACGAGCCCGAGCCCAACCCGACAAAGUGGCCUUGGUGUGCACGGGGCCCAAGCCCUGUUCAAUCACCUAUGGUGAACUGGACGCCCGGGCCUGUCAGGCAGCCUGGGUGCUGAAGGACAAACUGGGUGGUCCUGCAAGCCUAGAAACCAGAGUCUCCACUGCUCUCUUGAUUUUACCCUCCAAGGCCACUACUGCUCUGAGUUUGUUUCUGGGGCUGGCCAAGCUGGGCUGCCCGGUGGCCUGGAUCAACCCUCACGGCAGGGGAAUGCCCCUGGUUCAUUCUGUGCUGAGCUCUGGGGCCCAGGUGCUGGUUGUGGACACAGACCUCCGGGAGAGCCUGGAAGACGUCCUUCCCAAACUGCAAGCCGGGAACAUCCGCUGCUUUUACCUCGGACACACCUCCCCCACGCCCGGCGUGGAGGCUCUGGGGGCCGCCCUGGAUGCUGCGCGCUCUGACCCCGUGCCCGCCGACCUGCGCGCUCGGACCGGGAGGCGAAGCCCUGCCCUGUUCAUCUACACCUCGGGGACCACUGGGCUCCCGAAGGCAGCCAUCCUCACACAGGAGCGGGUGCUUCAGAUGUGCAAGAUGCUGGCCUUCCUUGAUGCCACAGCUGACGAUGUGAUCUACACCGUCCUUCCUCUGUACCACACCAUGGGGCUGGUUGUAGGGGUCCUUGGCUGCUUAGAGCUCGGAGCUACGUGUGUCCUGGCCCCCAAGUUCUCUGCCUCUCGCUUCUGGGAUGACUGUCGGGAGCACGGCGUGACAGUGAUCCAGUAUGUGGGCGAGGUUCUGAGGUACCUGUGCAGUGCUCCCCAGCGACCAGAAGAUCAGACACAUACAGUCCGCUUAGCCAUGGGCAAUGGACUCCGGGAAGAGGUGUGGGAAACCUUCCAGCAACGCUUUGGUCCCAUCAAGAUCUGGGAAUUCUACGGAGCUACAGAGGGCAACAUGGGCCUGGUCAACUACGCCGGGCGCCGCGGAGCUAUAGGCAAGAUGAGCUGCCUCCUUCGAAUGCUGUGUCCCUUCGAGCUUGUACAGUUUGACACAGAGAUGGCAGACCCCCUGAGGGACAAGCAGGGCCUCUGCAUUCCUGUAGGACCAGGGGAAGCAGGUCUUCUGUUGACCCAGGUACUAGGCCACCAACCCUACAUGGGCUACCGUGGCUCCCGGGAACAGUCACAAAGGAAGCUGGUGUCGAACGUGCGGCGCCCAGGUGACCUCUACUACAACACUGGGGACGUGAUGGCCAUGGACCGAGAAGGCUUCUUCUACUUCCGCGACCGCCUCGGGGACACGUUCAGGUGGAAGGGCGAGAACGUGUCCACGCGGGAGGUGGAAGGAGUGUUGUCUCUCGUGGACUUCCUACAGGAAGUGAAUGUCUACGGCGUGUCCGUGCCAGGGUGUGAGGGCAAGGUGGGCAUGGCUGCCGUGAAACUGGCUCCCGGGCAGACUUUUGAUGGACAGAAGCUAUACCAGCAUGUCUCUGCUUGGCUCCCUCUGUAUGCCACACCCCAUUUCAUUCGUGUCCAGGACUCCCUGGAAGUCACAAGCACGUUCAAACUGGUGAAAUCCCAACUGGUGCGUGAGGGCUUUGAUGUGGGAGUCAUUGCUGACCCACUGUUCAUACUGGACAACCAGGCUCGGACCUUCCAGAGUCUAACAGCAGACACAUACCGCGCUGUGUGUGAGGGAGCCAGGAAGCUCUGAUUACCUGGCCAGCCAAGAGGACGUCUGAAAGUGUGGCGACCAGCCACCCUCACUUGGUGUCACACCAUACCUCCUCGAAGUUGUCAUGAUCCCAGACCCAGUAGAUAACAUCGAGAAUAAAUUUGAAUGUGUGUGUAUAA